UUCUCAAAUGGUGGAUUUGUUGGUGAAACCAUAAUUCACCUUGGUGGAAUUAUAAGUGAAGGGAAUUACAGAGGAUUCAUUGAAGUGAAACCAGCUCCAUAUAAUGUGGUGCUCGAAGAUGAUACUUACAAAGGGCAGAUAAAGAUUGGAUUCAAAUUCAUCCCACAUAAUGAGGUGCACAAUGGAUCCAAGAAUUCAUUGGACAAGUACUGAACCAGGACAACCCAUUUGUAGCUCAAUUUUCGAUCUUUGGAAAUUCCAAUGUUCUAGGUUCUUGUUUUACCAUUAAUGGAAAUGGUAGAGGAUCACUGAAAAGUAGUUUAGAUGAUUUGAUUCAGUCUAUAUGUAACGAUGUCCAGCGUUCUUCAACAACAGGCUGGGGCAACAAAAGGAUACCUAGAUACAAAGUUUACAAACCCUGAAUCUGUUCAUUUUUCUUUCAUAGCUGUAUAAGUAUGGACAAUAAAGCCUAUGAUGCUCCUCUUUGUUUGGUAAACAAAUGGGCGAGAGGACUCCUCGAUCUGGAAAUGGAUGGGCAAACAAAGAUUUGAUCAUCUU
Rubroshorea leprosula is the source of this 558-nucleotide messenger RNA. The record is from the annotation of a GenBank genome assembly. NCBI's taxonomy places the organism in Eukaryota, Viridiplantae, Streptophyta, Magnoliopsida, Malvales, Dipterocarpaceae.